Tribolium castaneum (red flour beetle) is the source of this 4482-nucleotide messenger RNA. RefSeq names its product Calsyntenin (gene Cals). Gene Ontology annotation, biological process: positive regulation of synaptic transmission; positive regulation of synapse assembly; homophilic cell-cell adhesion. Bases 189 to 2945 code for a protein of 918 amino acids. The record is from RefSeq and is a predicted model, not a curated record. The transcript has 9 exons. Lineage: Eukaryota; Metazoa; Arthropoda; Insecta; Coleoptera; Tenebrionidae. Gene Ontology annotation, molecular function: calcium ion binding; X11-like protein binding; kinesin binding. Gene Ontology annotation, cellular component: postsynaptic membrane; cell surface.
UCUCUCCAAUCCACCAUUUCUCCGAAGGGAAGGGAGACAGUCAAUGAAAACCUAGCCGUCCAUGACGACACAAUUUAGUGAGUCGGUAUGAAAAUCGUGUGUUUAUCAUCAUAAAAAAGCGAGUUGUGGUGUGUGCCCCGUGCGCGUACAAGACCCCCAUCAGACGUUUUUGUCGCCUCGCCGCCGAAAUGUUUUGGUUCGCGAUCUGUGCCCUCCUUCUGACACCCAUCGCUUCUUCGACGGAGCCGUUCGACGAGUACACAGCUCCCAAAUUGGACGUGGACAAUUUGGAGAACGGCUACCACGGCCUCGUGAAAGAGAACGAGACGUUGGUCGAAGUGACGCCGGCGAUACGCGCCAUCGGCGAACAAGUUUGCAGUUUUCGCAUCGUAAACAAGCACCAUGGCGAAGCUCCAUUUGAGAUCGUCUCGAAAGAGGACGGCUAUGCCGAACUCAGGGCCAGAAGGGUGCUCAACUGCGAGAAAAGAAGGAACUACAAGUUCGACAUUGCUGCCGUCGGCUGUAACGGCAAGCAGAGCGUCAGCGCCACCGUUCACAUAACCGUCUCAGAUGUGAACGAAUACGCACCGACUUUCUCCGAACCAAGCUACGUAAGGCAAGUCGAUGAAGGACGAAUCUACAGCGAGAUUGUUCGUGUCGAAGCGACCGAUCGUGAUUGUACGCCGAAGUUCGGCGAUGUCUGCAAAUAUGAAAUACUUACGUCAGAUCAGCCUUUCGUUAUCGACAUGGAUGGGGUUAUUAGGAAUACGGAGCCUUUGGAUUAUGAGAGGUCGCAUAACCACAUACUCAGUGUCGUGGCUUACGACUGUGGAAUGCGUCAAAGCUUGCCCGUCAUGGUCACCAUCAAAGUCAACCGUGUCUGUCGACUCGGCUGGCGAGGACUUCCGGAAAGAGUCGAUUAUGCUCCGACCACCGGAAAACAGGAACUAUUCCCUUCAGCCAGUUUGGAAUUGUGCGACGUUCCAUGUAACGUGAGGGAAUUACGAACGAGGGUUGAUUUAGCCACCAGACAUAUCGGCAAAGGUUGCGAUCGUGACACUUACAGCGUCCAGUCUCAGCGUAAAUUAUGCGGGGCUUCCCCGUCGGCUAUCGACCUGCUUCCGAGUCCGGGAGUCGGUGCCGAAUGGACGAAGCCGCUGAUUUCCGACGAGGGACACGAAUCGGAUCAGAUGUUUGAAUUUGACGGCUCCAGCACUGCCGUUUCCAUUCCGAAUUCGGUUUUGGAUCAUAAUUUGCCGUCAACGUUCACGAUAGCCACGUGGAUGAGACAUGGACAACAUAAUGGGCAGGAUAAACGCGUCAAGGAACAUAUUUUGUGUUCGGCUGACGACCAUAAAAUGAACCGCCACCACUACGCCCUCUUUGUCCGCAAUUGCCGCCUCAUCCUCCUCCUCCGACGCGACUUCUCCGAAGGCGACCUCAACAUCUUCCGUCCGGCGGAAUGGCGUUGGAAGAUCCCCCAGGUCUGCGACGACCAAUGGCAUCACUACGCCGUCAACGUGCGUUUCCCCGACAUUGAGCUCUACGUCGACGGUCAACUCUUCCGUUCCGAGAAGAAAAACCCGGAAGUCAUCGACGAUUGGCCACUCCAUCCCACGAAAGGCAUCAACACCACGUUGACAGUCGGCGCCUGCUGGCAGGGCUCCGACAACAAGAUGAAGCACCACCUCAAGGGCUAUCUGGCCGGCUUGAGCGUCCUCGUUGGCGAGACGGAAAAGCCCGAAGUGUUGAGCUGUCUGCAUCAGUGCAAAGAGAGUCUUCAAGUGCCCGCAAUGGAACUCCUUCAACCUGGAAUGGAACUGUUGACGAAUUCGGAUUUAACGGAAGUUACAGUCGAGGGAGAUAAUCGCACGAAUUUGGAAACUUUGGUUCGGAAGAUCGGAUAUGCGAAUAGUCGGGAGUUUCCGACGCCGGGAAGGAGGAAUUUGAGGCUGACGACGACGGUUACGUGCGAUAACGGGAAGACGGUCAAGGUGCCCGAUGCGCAAACUUAUGUCAUGGUUUUAAGGCCGCAAACGCCCUCGAUCAAUCUCAAUGGGACGGGGAACAUGGCGAGGAAAUACGAGGAUUUCAGGAUGGGGGUUCGCGUCCUGGCUGACAUCCACAUAUCCGGGGAACAAAAGCUCGACAAAUGCUCCUUAACCAUCUACCCUAACUUAAACCCCGACCACGAGAACUUAAGCGUCCCCGAAGAAAUGUUAAAAAGACUGGGAAUGGCAGCUCGUGUAUCAAAAGAUGGUGUUACCAUCACCGGAUCCGACAUGGUCUUCAACUACCAACAAGUACUCAGACAAAUCGUCUACACCAACCGAAAACCCGCCUACUACCUAAACCGAGUGUUCAAACUAACCUGCUCCGAAUUAAACGGACGAUUCACCUCAAAUGAAUACGUGCAAACUCUCACUGUGAUCCAUCCCCAGCCCAAAGAACCCAUCGUAGCUCAUGCAACUGUCAACAAACACAAUGUGGAAUUACGACCAGCGUCGGUCGUUUCACGUGAUUACAUUCCUUCGGAACAUUUGAAUUUGGUCGCAAGUGGGGGAUCACAUGCUGUUACAAUAAUCGUCGUAGUGUGCGUCGGAUUUUUGUUGUUUAUGAUUGUCUUGGGUGUGAUCAGGAUCAGGGCGGCUCAUCAUAGAAAUGCAUCCGAGGAGGCGCAGGACAGCGAGAUGACUUGGGAUGAUUCCGCGCUGACAAUCACCGUGAACCCAAUGGAGAACGCUGAACGCAAACUGGAAGGCCACUCAGCCGACUACAGCGAAAGCGACCAAUCCGAUUCGGACAGUUCAUCGGACGACGACAACAUCGACGGUCCGUGCAGAAUUCCCGACUCUUCGGACGACGAAGAGGAGCAACCGGCUCGUAGUCGCAAACACGACUAUCAAAAUAUCAGCCAACUAGAAUGGGACCAUUCUACGAUGUAAAAAUUCCAUCUACAAAAAAACAAAAAAAAAAACAAGAAACGGGAGCGGACGUUUCACCUGGUGAGUUUUAUUUGUAAUUCGCGCCGUUUGAAGCGUCACGAAGGCGGUAUAUAUAUUAUUAAACAUAAAACACAUACGCAAAGGUUUGAGCCGUAGCGAAGCCUUUUCGUACGGGAAAAAAAUAUAUAUUUCGCGGAGCGGUCGCAAAACUGCCGAAAAAAACAAUCAGCGGGAGUUUUGCGAACGCGUCGCGAUUGAUAUCAAUAAUAAUCGUCCAUAAUGUUAGAGUUAUACAAGUUGUAUAUCCCUUUCACUUAGCUAUUAGUAUAAAAAAAAAGAAACAGCUAGGUUGGGGUGUUUUAACGCCCGCUAAGUAAAUAGCUAUUUCCUCAUCCUUUCGCUUGGAAUCGCCUGUUUGUUUCGGUUAUUUAAGGGCAGCCAUUGUUUUUAACACGUAGGGUUAGUUUUAAGAUGGAAAGUCUUUCGUCCUUUCGAAGCUUCGACAAUAAUUCAGCUUGUUUUUGUAGUGCGGUGGCAGCGGCUUUCUCUAAACCGAAAGACUUUCUUCCUUUUUUUUUUAAAUUAUUGACCUAACGUUUAAGGCCUAGGUUAAAAAGCAAGUAUUUUUCCUAUUUUUUAAUUAACCUGAACGCUUUAUUUUGUACUUACGUAGUUUUAAUCACUCACUUCACUCGAAAUAUUCCUCGUAUUGUCAUAUCAAAUUUUGUACACUGUCUGUCGCUGGUUUUUUCGAACGUUUCGUUCCAAACGCAUCAACAACUAGGCAAAAAUGAUUGAUUUAUUUAGAAUCGAUGUUUGUGGACUCUCUCGCACAAGUUCAUGUCUCUAAAAUAAUAAUACAAAAGGAGGUGUACAUAAAGUUUUGCAGCUAAAUAGUAUUUUUUUGUAUCGUAGACGAUGGGUACUUACGAAUAAAUGAAAUGGUUUAUUUAUUACAAGAUGCGCGGUAAAUUAUUAUAUAAAAGGAUGCAAUAGUAGUUGUGUAUAAAAGAAGAACAAGUCUAUAUCAUAUUUGCAAUAUGUAAGUGUAUUGUUUUUCGUCGCCAUUUUGUUUAUACGUGUUGGCAUCUUAGAAUAGUAGCUGUGAUGUUGAUGAAAAAAUGAGAAUGUUUUAGUAAGCACUAUUCGGUUGAUUUGUUUCCGGCCGUUCGACUGACUGAUCGAUGAAUUGGCGCGAUUUUCUCGAAUUUUUAUUCAAAAACUAACCUCAAAAACGUUGUAUAUUUGAUUGUAGAAAGUGUAAUUAUUAUAGUAGGCGGUGUGUCCGAAAGUCGCGCUUGUUUUUUUCAAAGUCGAACUCAGCUGUCAGAUUACUAUUGAAAAAGUAAUAACACUAUUUUUGACAAGUACGUAACAGAACGUUACAUUCCAUGCAUAUAUUUGUAAUCUUUGUAUCUUUAACAGUUACGAGCUUUGUUGUGUGUUUACAAAUCAGAAAUCAAAUAAUCCGAAUAUCUUUAGGUGUCAUACCACAAUAAUUAUGUAAUACAUAAAUGUAUAAUAAAUAACAAAUAUA